AUGGAAAGGAGGGCUGUGAUAUAUUCCAUAUUAGAGGGUAUAAUAAAAAAUGGAAGAGUGAUCAGAUCCGCAUGCAGGAAAGGUAAGUACACCAGGCACAAACCUGGUAUGGUUAUAUUGCCGCUUGGCGCGGUGCAACAAAUAUACCUGAGAUGGUACCCACGAUUGUACACAUGUCGGGCUUUUUAAGGUACAGUAUGGUAGAAUCCAGCUAACUCGACCUCCCAAGGGAAGCAAAGAAUUAUUGAAAUUGGUGGGGGUUCAACUUAACGGAGUCGGUGUGGAUUUCGUUUAUUAAGUUAAUUAAUAAAGUAGGCCUAUAGUCGUUUUAUUAUUCAUCACAAUUGUGAGCCAUUACGCUGCACUGUAUAGUAGACUACUCUACUCUAUUAAAAAAUUGCAAAAUUUGCACUACUGUUGCCUACUACUAUCACAAUGUAUAACAGCACAGUACCUAUAGCAACAGUAGAUAGGUACUGUUGCCUGGGCCACCGAGAGAAUUUGCGGCGCCCAGUCCAAUCUUCUCUGGGGGCCCCAUGACAUCAUUAUUUCUAAGGCCCGGUUUAGGCGCCGUGCUUAUCAUGAGCCGAACUUAAUGUUAAUUAACUAAGUUCUUUGUUUAAGCUCAUUUGCAUUAAGUUCGGCUCAUAAAAAGCACGGCGUCUAAACCGGGCCUAAGCUAGAUAGACUGCAUGUGGAGCUACUGUAAGGGGCCUUCCAGCCUAGUCCCAGGCUCUCUCUCUAUUCGCUGCUUUGAUAUAUUUAAAUAAGUCUUAAAAGUUGUAUGCCUGGGUGUGCUGUGCGGAACGCUUCAGCGAGAGAGCCUAGCAGAUUUCGGUAAAAUGGUCCCUGAUUUGAAAAAAGUGGUCCCUGUCCUGGUUACCAAGCAUACCUCAUUUGUAAAUGGAAAAUGUUAUGGAAAUUUCCUUUGCAUUUAUAAUUAAGUCAUUAGUUUUGCUCCAAUGCUGUCGGAACAAUGAAGUAGGCUACGUUUCGCAGCCAUACGCGUACAUACAUAUUUUACUAAAAUAUAUAGCCAUAUUAAAUGCUAUCUAGAAGCUUGAAAAUUAUGCCGAGUCUCCGACUAAGAAUGUUUGACAACACCGUCAUGUCAGGCAAAUAUUUCCUAUCUCCUCAGCAAUUUGAACCUGUCAAGUAGAAAGCGUGGUUGUGUAUACCAGUAUGGUCUAGUGUUGAUCACAACUUGCGGGGACAUAAAUAACAUUAACAAUUGCUCAAAGUCGGUAUCGUAAAUUUGUAUAUAAAUUUUUUUAGUUGAGCACAUUUUUAAUACAGUUUGAUUUGGUUAUGUAGACAUCGAACAUGUACAUGAUGAACGAACAUUGUCGUAUUUAUAAUUAAAAGGUUACUUGUAUAUAUAAAUUUUCCGCCAUAUUAAAAAUACUGAAAUCUGCUAGGCGUUCUGAAGCACCUUGAGCGGUGACGUCACACCUAGGUCCCAGUCUCGUACUACAUCCACUAUUUUCUCGCGUUUGCUUCAGAACGACUGGGACUAGGCUGGGGGCCUUCAAUUUCAAAAAGACACUGACCAUUAAUUAAAGAACCUACUCAAGUUUAGCCUCUCACUCUCAAGUUGGGUCCUAUUAAAGUGGGGGCCCGGGGCAAUCCCCCCCCCACCCCCUCUCGGCGGUCCUGACUUUUGCUAAGUCCUCUGCUGUUGACUCGCACUGUGUGUGUUAGGGACUGUUUAAUUUAACUUGGGUAACAGUGUUACAUCAGUAAUGCAUCAGUAAUGCAUCGUCAUCGGAUCAAGUGCCCUGCACCUCUAAGAUCAUCGGUUUUCGCCGUGGAGUCAGUGCUCUACAAAAAGCCGUGUAGAGCACUGACUCCGCGUGUUGGGAUGAUUCCCAGACUUCCCUUCAUCGUAGCUCAUGUCCUGCGUGGUCAGAUAUUGAGGUGGAAUCAAAGGCCCCGUUAGUAUACUUCGUGUCGAUCAGGUUGAGAUGUAUCUCACGCAAUUCAGCCCGGCUUUGAACUAACUUGAAGUAAGGAUGACAAGUAUACUGUUCCUAUCUACACUACACUCUAAAUUUAAGGAUAUAGUGUUCGUGAAUUUCUCAAAGCGUACUAAUGUUUUAAUUUAAUUUCUUCAACUGCUAUAUCAUAACAUUUUGAUAGUUGAAGAAAAUCCUUUAGUACGCUUUGUGAAAUGCGCUAUGAUAUGUUUGCAAUUUCCACAGCCAUGACGCAAAGUACGAAAACAAAGAGGUUGCUUUUCUGCUAUUAAGAAAGAGAAGACAGCGACUAAUGUUCAGAAAAAGAUUCUGGGUGAGACAAAUCUAUGAUGAGCGAGAGAGUCCAAAGGUUGAAAUUAACGUUUUAGUGCUGGAAUCGAUGCUCGUAGACUACGAAUAUUUUUUGCCUUUUCAGGAUGUGGCCGAGUACUUUUGA
This is a messenger RNA of Paramuricea clavata, 2412 nucleotides long. The record is from the annotation of a GenBank genome assembly. Lineage: Eukaryota; Metazoa; Cnidaria; Anthozoa; Malacalcyonacea; Plexauridae.